GCAUUUUUGUUCCGAACAUCACAUUUGGACAUCCUAAUGGUGGAAUGUUUACGACAGAGUAUCGGACCUGAUCCAUUUUUUGACAUGCAUAUGAUGGUAUCCAGGCCAGAGCAAUGGGUGAAGCCCAUGGCAGCAGCAGGAGCCAAUCAGUAUACUUUCCAUCUAGAAGCCACGACCAACCCUGGCAACCUCAUCAAGGAAAUCAGGGAGAGCGGCAUGAAGGUUGGUCUUGCCAUUAAACCUGGAACAACUGUUGAGGAAUUGGCACCAUGGUCUGGACAGAUUGAUAUGGCUCUUGUCAUGACUGUAGAGCCUGGCUUUGGUGGUCAGAAGUUUAUGGAAGAUAUGAUGCCAAAGGUGAGCUGGCUUAGGAGUCAGUUCCCCUCUCUGGACAUUGAGGUGGAUGGAGGAGUCGGUCCAGACAGCAUCCACAGAUGUGCUGAGGCUGGAGCGAACAUGAUCGUAUCGUGCAGUUGCUGUGGUGAGCAGUGA
Messenger RNA from Cyprinus carpio (common carp), 492 nucleotides. Its product is annotated as ribulose-phosphate 3-epimerase-like. The transcript has 5 exons. Lineage: Eukaryota; Metazoa; Chordata; Actinopteri; Cypriniformes; Cyprinidae. Gene Ontology annotation, cellular component: cytosol. Gene Ontology annotation, biological process: carbohydrate metabolic process; pentose-phosphate shunt, non-oxidative branch. The record is from RefSeq and is a predicted model, not a curated record. Gene Ontology annotation, molecular function: metal ion binding; D-ribulose-phosphate 3-epimerase activity. Bases 37 to 492 code for a protein of 151 amino acids.